AGCAGUUCAUAGCAUCUCCAUUGUCAUCUCAUCUCCAUUUGACACCAACCUCCUAAUGCAAUCCUCCAUCCAAGAUGCUGCUGGGGGGCAUAUCCAAGAAGUCACAGUUGAGAUCCAAGAUGAUACUGAGUGGAUCAAGAAAGUGACAAAUGAUAUCAACGAGUGUAGAGAAAAAACCCAAGGCCGUUGGAAAUGUAGUAUCUUCAAGGUGCCAGAGGACAUCCGCCAGUGCAACAUGAAGGCGUAUGAUCCCUUGGUCGUCACCAUUGGCCCCUACCAUUACAAUAAAUCCGAAGAUAGAACAGUGCUGGCCAUGCAAGCUCACAAGUGGCACUGUGUGCGACGCUUGCUCUCAAGGCACACCAAGAGCAGGCGCAAAGCAACCGAUUUGUUAGGCAAAUGCUUGAUGGAAAUGCAGAGAAAGGAUGCUGAUGUCCGAGGGUGCUACUCUGAAGAUCUGCAUCACUUGAGUGCUAAUGAUUUGGCCUUGAUCAUGCUUCUGGAUGGUUGUUUUGUCAUUCAUGUCUUGCUCAGGCAUAAUAAAGAAAAGCAUCAUUGUUGCGACAUGAUAACUUUGGACGAAAAUGAGGAUGAUGCUGAUGAUGGUGGUCAGCAGCAGGAGGAAGAGGAGGAAGAGGAGGAGGAGGAGGACAAUAAUAUUGUUACUGGACACAAGGACAUGGUGGUGUUAGAUGUAAUGGGAAAAAAGCAGAUAGAUUUGCGAGUGUCAGCAUUCAGGGUAUGGACAAUGAUGUUAUUUGAUUUGGUGAAGGUUGAGAACCAAAUCCCUUUCAUCAUGAUCCAAACACUCUUCAAUGAGCUCAAGACUCCUAGAGAUAAAAACAUCAAUCUAGUCAAGAUUGCGCAUGAUCUUUUGAAACCGAUCCACCCGGCGUCACAUUACAAAAACUCCGUCAGUGACCAGCCUCUGCCCCAGAGCAACGAUGUCCAUCAUUUGCUUCACUUGUUCCACUCAACAAUCGUUCCUUCUGCUGAAUGUCUCAAAAUCAAUUCAAUGGAACAAGAAAUGGAUUAUGAAUGGAUCCCAAGUGCAACAGAGCUUCAGCUAGCUGGAGUAGAGUUUGUGAGUAAGAAGGGAAAUACCCAUAGCUUCCUUGACAUAUCAUUCAAAAACGGCACAAUUGAAAUUCCACAAAUCUCGCUAUAUGACGACACAGAGACUCUUUUUAGGAAUUUAAUCGCGUUCGAGCAAUGUUAUCCAAACGCAAAAUACUACCUCACUGGCUAUGUCUUUUUUAUGGACUACAUGAUCAACACCACCAAAGAUGUAGAAUUGUUUGAGUUGAAGGGGAUUCUUAUCAACUACCUGGGCACAGCUGAUGCCGCGACAACUUUAAUUAACCAGUUGUGUCAUAAUAUUUAUGAUCCGGGUAACAACUACCUUCUUGGUUCAAUUCUGCAAGUGCAAAAUCAUUACAAAUCCAGAUGGCAUAAAUGGAGGGCAAGAUUGAUGCGUGAUUAUUUCGAUAAUCCAUGGGCCAUUGUCUCGUUAGUGGCAGCUCUCAUUCUUCUUCUCCUCACUGUCCAGCAAUCUUUCUUUACAGCUUAUGCUUACUUCCGCCCUCCUAAAAAUUGAGAGGAAAUAACUAGGCAUUUGCUUGUAAUAGUUGGUAUUUCAAUUCGUCAAGUACUCAUGUAGUUUAUGUUACCGUGUUGUAAUUCCCUUUUUAUUAAUAUGUCUUUAGUGUUUUUCUACUUCA
Messenger RNA from Dioscorea cayenensis subsp. rotundata (Guinea yam), 1721 nucleotides. Its product is annotated as UPF0481 protein At3g47200-like. The transcript has a single exon. Bases 56 to 1597 code for a protein of 513 amino acids. NCBI's taxonomy places the organism in Eukaryota, Viridiplantae, Streptophyta, Magnoliopsida, Dioscoreales, Dioscoreaceae. The record is from RefSeq and is a predicted model, not a curated record.